AUGGAUGUUAUUGAUCUCCCUUGUGUGGGAGGGAGAUUUACUAGGUUAAGCGGGAACGGUCAUGCUAUGAGUAGAUUGGAUCGGUUCUUGUUAUCUGAUAAUUUGAUUUCUCUUUGGAAGUUAGAUAAUCAGGUUGUGGACAAAAGAGUUUUAUCGGACCACUCUCAUGUGUGGUUGAAAUCAGGAGGUAGUGAUUGGGGAUCCAAACCUUUUAGGUUUAACAACGGGUGGUAUAAACAUAAGGACUUUGAUUCUUUUGUGAGGAAGGAGUGGAGCUUGAUGACUAUCAAAGGAAAAGGAGAUUACGCGUUAUAUGAGAAAUUAAAAAGUCUCAAACUGACAUUAAAGGAGUGGAAUAAAGAAGUUUUUGGUUGGUUAGACUUGAGGAUCAAAGAAAAAAUAGAUGAACAACACGAAUUGGAUCAGUUCUUAAUUUUAAAUGCUGGAGGUGAUGCUUCUGGUGAUGUCGAGGCCAGAAGAGUAGCUGCUGACGUAAUUUGGAACAAGUUGGAGUUGAAAGAAGGAUUGCUUAGGCAGAAGUCUGAACCUUGUAAAGUCAGACCAUUUCCUAUUGGCAUUGAUUUUAAAAGGCUGGAGGUAGAAGUGGAUGCUAGGAAGGAGUGUCCUUUCACUGCUGAUGAGAUUAAACAAGCAAUUUGGAACUAUGAUGGUUACAAAAUGCCAGGACCUGGAUGA
This is a messenger RNA of Vicia villosa (hairy vetch), 696 nucleotides long. RefSeq lists its product as uncharacterized. The transcript is spliced from 2 exons. The coding region runs from base 1 to 696 and encodes 231 amino acids. NCBI's taxonomy places the organism in Eukaryota, Viridiplantae, Streptophyta, Magnoliopsida, Fabales, Fabaceae. The record is from RefSeq and is a predicted model, not a curated record.